UUGAAUCUUAUGACAAACGAUAUAAAUAAAGUUCUUUUUGCUCCUGCUAUAUACAUUUUGAGAAUUUACAUACAUAGCUAUGUCAAUAUAUAUCUUUAAAGUGUUUCAGUGGAGUUCAAGCCGUUUAUUAAUUUUGGCCAUUUUUGUGUGUAUAUGUGUAUAGAAUUAUCCUAACAAAUCGAAGUCCUUCAACGAAGCAACAUUACAUAUUGAUACAUAUUUAUGUACUUACAUAUAUAUAUACACGUUACUCGUAGAGAAAAAGGGUGUACUCUAUUCAGAGAUAACUAUGUAUGCCUGUAUACAAAAGUCAAAAGGAAACGUCCGUGUGAACGCCGUGAUCUCAUUCACUACAUAUGAUCGGAAGGCGAAAAUACACUUAUUUUGUUAAGGAUAAGCCAGUUGGAGAGUAAACCCAAGAACAAUGCUCAGACUAGCUAAAUCGGACCGAAUGCUAGUUUGUCUGUUUGAAAUUCAAAUACUACAAGCAAGAUAUAUUAUGAAUCAACAAAACUUAAUAAGACACAAGGCUGUGUAAACAUUAUUCUGUAUAAAGAUUAGUGUUGUAACAAUAUCGAUAACUUGAGUUUAUAUGUAUCAUUUAAAUUUAAUUCAUAAAUCAUGAAGUUACUUGAAAGUUCACGUUUUGAAGCUAUCAACAACGCUCUUUCUAUACAAACAAGUGGCAUCACGAUUUUUGGACGGAUAGAAAGUUAUUCAUGCAAAAUGGUUGCAGCUGAGAAAGUAUUGUAUAAACGAUUUACAGCAGAUUCUCAUGGGCAUGACCUUCAGGCGUUAUCACCUCCACAAACUUUGACUGACUUUUCGCCCAACUUUCGGCGAAACAACAGUCAAUCUGGAGAUGAAGGCAUUACUCUUUGUGAUACAAUUUCCAGAAAAACUUUGUUUUAUUUAAUUGCUACUUUAAAUGCGUCUUUUGAACCAGACUACGAUUUUUCUGAAGCAAAGUCUCAUGAAUUUAGCAAAGAGCCAUCAUUGCAGUGGGUUAUGAACUCAAUCCAUGCGAAUUUAUCGGCAUUAGCUGGAGAUCAGUAUCAAGUUAUACGUCAACCAUUAUGGUCUGCCGUUGAUGACGAAGUGAUCCUAUCAGAAUGUGACAUAUACAGUUAUAAUCCAGAUCUAAGUUGCGAUCCUUUUGGGGAACCAGGCUGCUUGUGGUCAUUUAAUUAUUUCUUUUAUAAUAAGAAAUUAAAACGAAUUGUUUUUUUUACAAGUCGAGCAGUGAAUUCUCUUUACGCCGGUGAAACCUCUGACUUUUCAAUGGAGGAGGAAGUGUACUGAGAAAGUGUUUACCCCCGUUUAAAAAAUUUAAAAAAAUUAAUUGGAGAUGACAAAAUGUUUAAAGCUGCUAUUACAUUUUACAGCUCCUCCUUUAUUAUUAAACGUAUUUUUAAAAAAUGUUCAAGUAUAACUUCACCUCAACAAAUCAUUUUAUACAUGAGAAAGCUAAAUACAAAGUAAAUUGCUAGAUUUUAGAAUAGCAAAUGUAAAAAUA
Messenger RNA from Drosophila teissieri, 1516 nucleotides. RefSeq names its product repressor of RNA polymerase III transcription MAF1 homolog. Gene Ontology annotation, cellular component: nucleus. The record is from RefSeq and is a predicted model, not a curated record. NCBI's taxonomy places the organism in Eukaryota, Metazoa, Arthropoda, Insecta, Diptera, Drosophilidae. Gene Ontology annotation, biological process: negative regulation of transcription by RNA polymerase III. The coding region runs from base 622 to 1302 and encodes 226 amino acids. Gene Ontology annotation, molecular function: RNA polymerase III core binding. The transcript is spliced from 5 exons.